Diachasmimorpha longicaudata is the source of this 5278-nucleotide messenger RNA. RefSeq lists its product as uncharacterized. The record is from RefSeq and is a predicted model, not a curated record. Gene Ontology annotation, cellular component: extracellular region. The transcript has 11 exons. Bases 79 to 5238 code for a protein of 1719 amino acids. Gene Ontology annotation, biological process: carbohydrate metabolic process. Gene Ontology annotation, molecular function: chitin binding. NCBI's taxonomy places the organism in Eukaryota, Metazoa, Arthropoda, Insecta, Hymenoptera, Braconidae.
UCUCUGACUCGUAAGAGCAAAACUUAUAUCCGCGGAAGUGAACCAUUCGAGUUGUCAAGGAAUCCAAUUCUUCCACCAAUGGGGGGAUUUCUGAUUUUAUUUUUCCUCGGCUUUUUCACCCUGGGAUGCACUGCCACAUGUUCAAGACACCAAACUCAUCCUCAACGAGAAAUUCUCUGUUACACAACAUCCAAUGAUUUGAGACUGCUGGGGAAUUCGAUCUGCAGAUGUACGACAGUUGUACAUCAAGGUCAUGACCUUCAGUACCUGAACACUUCCGUCCUCCACGGGAUUCGCAAAUUAUUGCAAAAAGUUAAUCCAGCUAUUCAACUUGUUGUUAGUAUUAGUGACCAUAAAAAAUCCCUGAAAACUUCGGCAGGAGCUAUACAAGACACAAUUGCUAAGAUUUCUACCAUUUUCACUGAGGUUGAUGGUGUGGAAUUAAAUAUAACAGCAGGCGCUAAAGAACGUCUAUUGAACUUUGUGCGGGGAUUGAAAGGAGAAAUGAUGAGAAAAUCAGAGAAAAAGAGAAUUUUACUAUCUUUGCCAACUAAAAACGUACUACUCGCAAAAGAGUUCGAUUUAAAAAAUCUUGCUAAAUACGUGGAUUUGUUCACUAUUCCCACACAUUAUCUUGUAGGUGAUGAAGAACUAUUUAAAACUUUUCAUCCGUCUAGACUAAUGGGGCUAGCCGAUCUGUUGAAUAUGGACAAUUUGGUCGAUCUUAUUCAUGGUCUUGGUGUGAAUAAAAAUAAACUAUUAAUAUCAUUACCAGCGAGUGGGUACAAAUUUACCCUCAAAGAUAAAAACGAUAAUGUACCAGGUGCACCUACAAUGGAUGAAAUACCAUCGAUUAUUAAUCGAAAGGAAUUUUGCGAUAUAAUUACAAGAGGAGAAUGGAUACUCGAACGAGACAGUGAUCUUACGGCCCCUUAUGUUUUUAAUAAUUUAAAUUGGAUAGCAUUCGAAGAUGAAAUUUCUACACGGAUUAAAGGAAAAUACGUUCUUCUCCGAGAUCUUGCUGGCCUUGCAAUAGAUGAAAUUGUAAAUGACUCGAAGACCAAUUGCGGAAGAUCUAUUGCUGAGGAAGUUUACCAUUCUUUCACUGAUAACAAAAGAAAAACUCGGGAAGCUGUCUUGAAUUCACUGGCAGAAGAUAUUCAGACUACAGACAAUCCAUAUCCACUGAGUGUAAAGCCCUCCGACUUCCGAAUAAUUCAGAUCGUUGAUGGCUCAGGCAAUGUUCGUGCUAUCAGAGAGAAUACACAAACAGAGUUUACGUGUUUGAAACAGGGUCAUUUUGUACAUCCCAAGAGCUGCAACAGGUUCUAUCGUUGCGUGAAAUUUAAUCAGCAAAUCGAAGACUACAGUGUAUUUGAGUUCGAUUGCCCGGAGGGUUUGUCAUUUGACGAACAGACUGAGGUAUGCGUUUGGCCUGGAUCAAUGCCAAGAGGAUCACCUUGCCCUGGAAGCAGUGAAAUUGCACCCACCACUCUAAGAAGAUUCCAAUGUCCUGGAGAUGGUUAUUAUGCUGAUCCUAAUAAUUGCAGAUGGUUCUUUGCCUGCAUAAAUUUAGGAGGAGGAGAUAUGAUGCCAUACGAGUUUCGCUGUCCUUAUGGAUUGGUAUUUGAUGAGAAAUCUUUAACGUGUGAAUGGCCAUGGCUUGUACCCGCCUGCGCCGGUAAGAAUUACGAGUACAAGGGUAGUUAUGGGAGCCGACAUUCUGGUCUUUCAACUGACACUAGUCCUGGAAAAAACAAUGGAUCUGGCAACGAUUUUGGAAAAAGCGUAUAUUAUCGACAUAAUAAUUCUCAUUUACAAAACGGUGAUAAGCACGGAGUAGACAGCAAUUAUACAAACGCAUUACAUUUUUCUCCCAUUACAAAUAGCUACGUUACAACUGUCACUGAAGGUGUAUUAAUUUCAACUCUUCCUCUACAAGAUGAUUUAAUUUUAACACCAACAAAAAAUCCAUUGGACGUGACAAUAUCAUCCGUAAAGUCAAAUCCAAUGCCAGAUAAAUCAAUGCCAAGCAAGUCUUCCAUUGAAACAAGUAAUUCUGAGGCAAUAAUAACGAGUAUCACUCAACCCACUUAUUUUACAAAGCAAAAUGGAAAAACUGAUUUUUUCGUUUCUGUUAAGGAGACUACUUUCCAUAAUCUAUCAGCAGAUAAUUAUAAUAAUCAAGAAGUUAGCUUGGCAAAAAAUAGUAUAGUGAAAUCUCCAUCAACUACCACGGGCACAUCUUCUUUCCAGCCGGUAUCUGUGGUCGCAGAUACUCCCAGUAUUGUUACCAUUGGAAACGAAUACCACACUAAUGAAGCCGGUACUAGGUACUAUUCACCAGUGUCAUACAAUACAACUGAACCAUACUACACAAAAAAAUAUACGUCUGGAAUUGGAAUUCGAUCGAAGUCGACAGGGAUUAAUGACGAAAUACAGAAUUAUCAAUAUACUGGAAGAACUCAAGCUGCAAUUCCAAAUGAAAUUUCACUGAGUGUAACUCCAGCACUUUCUACAAAGCAAUCUGGAUUCCGAUAUUCCUCAAGUCCGUAUAUAACUUCAUCAAAAUAUCCUCCCAAAUUGAAUGAUACAAGUGUGAAAAGUUCAUAUGAUCAUCCAAGCCUAAAUACUCUCUCGAAUGAUUAUUCAUCAGUACCAAUACCCGAAGGAGCCGGUGGGAAUAAAUUUUUUACAAAUCAUGCGUCAAGAACUCCACUGAUGUCUAGAGGAAAUCCAUUUCUUUCAUCAACCACAGUAGCGACAUCCUUUCAACAAUCUGACGAAAAUAUUUAUUUUUCAAAAGGUCCUUUCUGGAAUAAUCCAUUCUUGCGUUCAACCUCUGGAAGUUCUGUACAUACUGAGGAAAUAUACAGAGGAAAUCCAUUUCUUCCGUCAACACCCGUAGCGUCCUUUCAUAAAACUACGGGAAAUCAAUUUUUCCCCAAUUAUCCAAUUCCCAUUACAGCAAAUUUGUCAUAUAAAGGCAAUCCAUUUCUUCCACCAACAUCGGCAACGUCGUCUGGUAAUGUGCAUUAUACAAAUCAAGCUGGACAUUCUAAGGAAACCCCUUUAUCACCUGUUACUCACGAUGGUUAUAAAACAAAUGAAUAUUUUGACAAUGGAGGCCGAGGUACUAUUCGUUAUAACAAUGGUUUGAUUACUCACAAAUACACCGAGGAUGAUGUUAAAAAUGGAAAACUAUCUUAUCAAGUUUUGACCCCCUUGGUAAUGGUAAAUGAAACAUUUACACCAGUUGCUGGGAUUCAUACAACGCAAGCUUUUACCAAAAAUGGCCCUACUAAAACAGGAAUAACAACGGCACAAUUGGGUGGUAGUGGUACAUACAUUGUAGGUACUUCCAAAUUAAUACCAACCUUCGAUAAAUAUAAUAAUGCGCAUAAAAAUUUUAAGCCUCAACUGAGUUGGUCGACAAGUAUGAUACCCGAAAAUAUUUUUAAAACAUCACACCAUCCAUCCUAUGUAAAACCAUGGUUUGAAUCCACGACUUCGGUAUAUAAUAAUGAGAUAAAAAGAAUUACUACCGAAAGAUCUGCUAUCUACGAUAUUCAUAUGGAUGAUAAAACGAUGAGAGUAGAGACUUCCUCUCCCGUAUCAUUAACAGAGCCAAAUUUAAUAAAAAACAAUAAAGUUACAAUAGCCUCUGAGCAAAUUGAUGCUAAGACUAUCUCUCCAAAGAUAGUGCCUAAACAAAAUUCAACACUCUUUUCUGGUUCCUCAGGUGUUGAAUCACCUGCAUCCAUACUGACUGGAAAAAAUUUAUCCAGCAAUAGAUACAAAAACAACAAAGUGUCGCCACAAACUGCAUCCACAAUAACUGAUGAAAAUCGUGAUAGUGUAUUGAAUAAUGACAAUAAUUUUCAAGGACAAAAUAGGAAAAUUGGAUCUUUUAGUACGAAAAACCCUUUGAGAAAUGAUGAAAUUGAACACCCACAGUCUUCAGCCACGCCAUUUUCAAUUAUGUUUAAGAAUGGAGAAGAGACGAAUUAUGGUGAACCUACUCAGGGAACAAAUGAAGAAUAUAACUAUGAAGAUCAGAGUACUACAUUCGGGGAAAAAAAUUUUCAAAAUAAAUUAUUUGGUGCGUCUAUCAGACCUAAGGGUCACACGUUAUCAUCGGCUACGUUGGCUACAUCGCUGUUAAACACGGCUACACGAGACUACAGUUACUCUCAAUCUACAGUAGAAUCAAUUGAUAAUUCAGGGAGCACAAAAUCAUCAACAAUGUCAUUGAAAGAAAGUACCCAUCAAUGGAAAGUUUCAAUAAAUAAGCCUACACCCACAGAGAUGUCCUCAGUAUCAACUGGAUUCACUCCCACUCUGGUGAAAAUCUCAAAAGACCCAACGACUAUUUCAAGAGAAGAUCAUAGAAUCAGGGAUACUGCACAGCCGACUACAACAUCUAAGACAAGUUCUAAACCCCGAGAUAACGACAAGAGUAAUAAUAUAUACAAUGAUACAACAAUUGAUAUAAGCGCGACGAAAUUAAAAAUAACCUCCCAAGCACCUACGGUGACUACUUACAAUGGGGGUUAUGGAGAUUCAUCAUUCGUUCAUUCAUCUGGAAUUGAUAAGACACUGGCACUCGAUAAUAAAGGAAAAAUAGUUGUUAAAUACAGUGAUUUACAUCCAGUUCUACUCGAAAAACUACAGGCUGAGUGCACUUGUAGAUCCGAUCCCUUCACUGUAUUUAAUAGUAAUGGACCACUCUUGAUAGAUUCGUCAAAGGGAACCGUUGAUUUGAGAAACUAUGAUGAAACCGAUGUUUAUGUUGAAAUUGAAUCAGGCAAAGAUUUCAGUAAAAAUACCGGACCUACUGAUGGCAAAAAAUUAAAAACUCCGGCAAAAGCCUUGACAUUGUCUUCUUCUAAUGGUGACAUAAGUUCUUCAUUUAGUAUAAAUAAGACUAAAACAAGGGAAGCUAAGAACCUAGACAACUUUGAAAAAAAUCAAGUUCUCAAUGAACAAUUUCAUUCACCGGAAAUCGAAUUUCUGAAGAUAACAUCCGAGGGUAAACUCGAAUGUGCGAGAGCUGGACUUUUCAGGCACCCUAAAUUUUGUAACAAAUUCUACGUUUGUUAUUGGGAUGAAUGGAAGCAAAAGUAUACAUUAAAUGUAUCAAAUUGUCCUGUGCAUUUGAGUUUUGACAGUAGUACGGGAGCUUGCAACUGGCCGAGUAAAGGGCCAGCGUGUCAAGCUGGGCAUCUUCUCGCCUGAUUUAUAUCAGCUGAUUGUUUAAUAAAAAUUGUAUAUCCUU